AUGUUUAAAAUGAGAACCUAUCGAUGGUGUUGCUGGUGUAGUGUCCCGCGUGUGAAAGAUCAUCCACGGGCUGUUUUGCACCAUUUGACAAAUCAUCCACUUUAUCAACCAGAUUCAGAAACUGUGCCAUUUAAUCCUUCUUCGAUUGAAGGUGCUGGAACUGACGAUAAUCCGUAUGUCGUCUAUCGAAGUCGUGACUUACUUGGAAGAACAAAUCUCAAGCAUUUACGUUUUGUUUGCGUAUCCGAUACACACAAUCAAAUCGACCAGAUCUUCAUUCCGCAUGGCGAUGUUUUUAUUCACUGUGGUGACGCUGUUUACUAUAACACAAGUUCUCGAGACAUCGUCAGAUUCAAUGAAUUCAUCGGUACAUUACCACAUAAGUGGAAACUGUUCAUUAGCGGUAAUCAUUGUGUUUGUCUCAAUCCUAAGCAGCCAGAUCAUAGUCAGAAACUGUUGAGUAAUAUGACAUAUCUGCAGGAUCAAUUGAUCGAUAUUGAAGGCGUGCGUAUCUAUGGGAGUCCAUGGCGGCCGAAACGCGGUUGUUUCUAUCGCGCAGAGGCAUUCGGCUAUGAUCCGAAAACCAUUGGCCGCGAUAAAUGGUCAAAUAUACCGGAAAAUAUCGAUCUUCUCCUGACCCAUGGUCCACCAUACAGUGUUCGAGAUUACAACUCGGGCUGUCCGCAAUUAUUAGAUGAAAUUGUGACACGAGUACGGCCACGUAUUCACAUGUUCGGACACAUGCAUGGUAGUCGAGGUGCUAGUCUGUAUAAAAGUGAAGAUAAUCAAAUAUUAGAAGGUGAUCAUUUUCAUUCCGAUGCCAACGAUAUUCUCUUUCUAAAUCUUGCUAUUCAUCAAGGAAGACGACUUGGCACAGCGGUCGUUAUUGAUUAUUAUUAUUGA
Molecule: messenger RNA, 903 nt
Organism: Adineta ricciae
Lineage: Eukaryota; Metazoa; Rotifera; Eurotatoria; Adinetida; Adinetidae
Source: the annotation of a GenBank genome assembly